UGUCUGCAGUCAAAGAUGGCGGUGCGGAAGAAAGACGGCGGCCCAAAUGUAAAAUAUUUCGAAGCGUCUGAUACCGUUUCUCAGUUUGAUAAUGUCCGCGUCUGGCUGGGAAAGAAUUACAAAAAGUACAUCCAGGCCGAGCCCCCCACCAACAAGUCUCUGUCCAGCCUGGUGGUCCAGCUGCUCCAGUUCCAGGAGGAGGUGUUCGGUCGCCAUGUCAGCAACCCUCCGCUCACCAAGCUGCCAAUGAAGUGUUUUCUGGACUUUAAGUCAGGAGGAUCCCUCUGCCACAUCCUGGCCGCUGCCUACAAGUUCAAGAGUGACCAAGGAUGGCGCAGGUUUGACUUCCAGAAUCCAUCGAGGAUGGACCGAAAUGUUGAGAUGUUCAUGACCAUCGAGAAGUCCUUAGUGCAGAACAACUGCCUGAGCAGACCAGUCAUCUACCUGAGCUCUGACAUAGAGCCCAAGCUGCUCGGGAAACUGAAAGACAUCAUCAAAAGACAUCAGGGCUCAGUGACCGAGGAGAAGGCCUCCAGCUCCCAUGUUGUCGUUCCUAUUCCCACCAGCCUGGAGGAAGAGGAAUGGAUUCGUCCCGUGAUGAAGAGAGACAAGCAAGUGCUGCUCCACUGGGGAUAUUUUCCUGACGGUUAUGAUACCUGGAUCCCAUCCAGUGAGAUUGAGGCUACAGUGGAGGAUCCUCCCAGCCCAGAAAAGCCCAGAAAGGUCCAUGCAAAGUGGAUUUUAGACUUGGACCAGUAUAACGAGUGGAUGAACGAGGAAGACUAUGAAGUGGGAGAAGGCUGCCCGAAGAGGAAGAGGAUCUCCGCCAAGACCCUGACAGAUGAGGUGACCACGCCAGACGAGCGAAGGGACAAGAAACCAGGCAGCGCCAAGAAGAGGAAGAGGUCGCCGUCCCCCUCCCCCACCCCCCCGCCUCAGGAGAGCAAGAAAAAGAAUACCAAAAAAGGGCCAACGACCCCGUACACCAAGUCUAAACGGGGCCAAAGGGAGGAGGAGCAGGAAGACCCCAGCAAAGACCUGGAUGAAGCCUCACCCGUUCCAGCAUCUGAAGAGGGAAACACACCUAAAACAAAUAACACUAAGAAAGACUCGGAUUCAACUCCAGUCAAGGGGGGAGCAGAUUUGGACGAGCAAGAGGAUGAGUCCAUGGAAACAACAGGCAAGGAGGAGGAGGAAGGCUCUCCAAGCGUGAAGGGCGAACCAGUGAAAGGCUCGGACCUCCACGAGGACAACGUGACCGAGCAGACUCAUCACAUCAUCAUACCCAGCUACGCUGCCUGGUUCGACUACAACAGUGUUCAUGCCAUUGAGCGCAGAGCCCUGCCAGAGUUCUUUAAUGGGAAGAACAAAUCCAAAACUCCGGAGAUUUACCUGGCGUACAGGAACUUCAUGAUUGACACCUACAGACUGAACCCUCAGGAGUACCUGACGUCCACCGCCUGCCGCAGGAACCUGGCCGGAGACGUCUGUGCCAUCAUGAGAGUUCAUGCCUUCCUGGAGCAGUGGGGCCUCAUCAACUACCAGGUGGACUCUGAGAGCAGACCCACACCCAUGGGCCCCCCACCCACCUCUCACUUCCACGUCCUGGCAGACACUCCGUCCAGUCUGGUUCCCCUGCAGCCCAAAACGUCCCAGACCCCGGCCACCCAGCAGAUUAUCUCCUUCCCUGACAAAGUGAAGGAGAAACCUGCAGAUCUGCAGAACUUUGGGCUGAGGACUGACAUGUACAGCAAGAAGACGGGCCCUGUGAAGAGCAAGAGUACAGCGAGCUCUAUGAGGGAGUGGACAGAACAAGAAACACUUCUACUCCUUGAGGGGUUGGAGAUGUUCAAGGACGACUGGAACAAGGUUUCAGAACACGUGGGCAGCCGUACGCAGGAUGAGUGCAUCCUGCACUUCCUGCGGCUGCCCAUCGAAGACCCUUACCUGGAGGAAAACUCCUCGUCCCUGGGGCCGCUCGCCUUCCAGCCGGUUCCUUUCAGCCAGGCAGGAAACCCGGUGAUGAGCUCGGUAGCCUUCCUCGCCUCUGUUGUCGACCCCCGCGUCGCCUCGGCUGCAGCCAAGUCUGCUCUGGAGGAGUUUUCUCGUAUGAAGGAGGAGGUUCCCGCGGCGCUCGUGGAGGCUCAUGUCCGACGGGUGGAGGAGGCAGCGAGGGUCAGCGGGCGACAAGACCCUCUGUACGGCCUGGAGGGGAGCGGCAUCGCAGGCACCGGCCUGGAGGAGGGGGAGAGACCUGAUGAAAACAGUGAUGAAAACAAGAGUGACAACCAGCCAAGUGAAGAAAAGAGGGAGGCCAAGGAGAACAAAGAUGGAGCGACUGAGGAAGAGGAGAAGCAGCCGGAGAAUGGGAAGAAGGAAGAAGAAAGAGGGAGAGAACAAGAGGGAGAGAGGGAGGCGGACAAAACAGAGGCGGAGAUGGGCGAUGGGGAGAAGGAGAAGGACGGAAAGGAGGGCACGGAGGAAGGGCAGAGAGAGGCGGAGAGCGAAGGAGAGAGGAAGGCUAAAGUGGAGCGAGACGUGGGAGAGGGGAACCUGGCCACCGCCGCUGCGUCUGCCCUCGCAGCUGCUGCUGUCAAAGCCAAGCACCUGGCUGCGGUGGAGGAGAGGAAGAUCAAAUCUCUCGUGGCGCUGCUGGUGGAGACCCAAAUGAAGAAGCUGGAGAUUAAACUGCGACACUUCGAAGAACUGGAAACCAUCAUGGACAGAGAGAGGGAGGCUUUGGAGUACCAGCGUCAGCAGCUGCUGGCUGACCGGCAGUCCUUCCACAUGGAGCAGCUGAAGUACGCGGAGAUGAGGGCCCGCCAGCAGCACUUCCAGCAGAUCCAGCACCAGCAGCACCAGGCGGGGGGGCCUCAUGCCAACCAGGCGGCCCCGGCCCCCACCCCACCGAGCCAGGGUCCCACCGCAGGUCAGUCGGCUCCCAGCACACCAGCGCCGCAGCCGGCCCCCAGCCCCGCCCCUCCAGCUUCUGCCCCGGCCCCUGAGUCCCAGCCCCCUCAGAGUGCUCACACCUCGCCCUCCUGCCCCCCCGGCGGGACCCCCGCUGCCAACUCCAACUCCAGCUCCAGCUCCAGCAUUACUCCACUCCAUGAGGCCGCCGCCCCUCUUUCCGGGGAAACCCUCCACCCCUCGGCUCCCGUCGCGCCUCCACAGUGAGAGAAACCUGCCUGAGACUCCCAAUGACUCUGACCACUUUGAAUCCUGCCGGUAUUAUCUAAAAUGAAGAAGUCAUGACAUGAAGGAAGAGAACACAUUUCACAUGUUCAGCUCUUGUUUUCUUUUCCAACAGGACAAUUAAUGCAAGAAAAAAAUACUAAAUCAAACCAGCUCUACUUUGACUCUGUUAUAAAAAGAAGUCCCUUUCAAAUGUAAUCUGCCAAUGACGAAAUGUACUUUCAAACAGAAGCUGUCCCUCCGGUGAGGUCGAUUGGACAGCAACAUCUCACGACAUGUUUGAACUAGGAGAGUCUCACCGACAUGCUGCCGCUCGAGGAGAAAAGACUCAUCUUGUGUUCAGUGUUUUGGAAAUGGUUGCAUUUAUUGUCUGCAACAGUUUGCUUGUAAAGGCGUCACAAUCUCUCCAGAGUUCCCCCGCUUGUUCUGAAGGUACGAAAGUUAAAUGAUAUGUAAGACAAAAAAUGCACUUUUAACAUGUUUCCCAAGUUCUCAUUGAAAGACUUGACGCAUCCAUGAAAUUGAACUUUAGCACUUAUAUUAUCCCUUUGUUGUCUUAAAUACUUUUUCAUGCUGGAGGUUUUGAAAACUUGAUUGGGAAUGUUACCUUUAUUUGUGUUAAAUGGUCAAACGGUCACUCUACAGGCCUGAAGGUUGCGUCAGUAAUGAAUGGAAACAAAUCAAAAGCCGGUUGGAAAUUAAGUUUGGAUACAGUUUGAGGAAAUGUACUGUAGACUGGAUUUUCUGUUACGAACACACCUUGUGUUGCCCCAUAACGAUGAUAUUUGAAAGUACUGACCCUGUGAGAUUUUCAUUCUGAAAUGAGCUCUCUUUAAAUCUAUCUCAAUAAUGUCCCUCUUUUCAACAGCACUUAUAGAAAACGUCGCGAUGGGGUUUCAUGUUUUCUAAAUCUGGGUGUAUUCAAAGCAUCUAGUCUUGUGAGGAAUGUAGUUUUGUUCAGAAGGAAUGACUGAAAAUCUGGGAAUGAUAAUUCCACCAGCGACCGCAUCAGUGUUUUAUUCAUGAUUUGUGUUCAUUGCUAAACCAAAAGGUUUUUAUAAUCAUUUUUAUCUCACAUUUAUUCAGUGAGUUUUAUUGUGGUGUCUUGGGGAAAAAGAGGAUUUUUAGUUUUUUAGCAGCUCUGGUGCAUUUCAAGUUACACAUGGAAGAAAUGUAAAUGCUGUCAAGAAAAACAAACAAGGGAGCUCGCACCUUAAACAGUUGACAAUGGAGAAUUGUGUCCUUAAUAUCUGCAACAAUAUCCUCACUUUAUAUCCUAUCAAUUUUUAUAUUUUUUACUGUACGUUUUUUCCAUCUUUUCUUGUCAACAUUGUACCUGUAUAUGAUUCCCUUUGUAGACUAUAUUUACCCUCUCCACUGUUGUGUAUGAUUCAGGCAGGUCUGUUGGAUCUGUCCAGAUGUGAGUGUGAGCAUGUGUGUAUGUGAACGCAUGCCAUGAACAUCUGUAAAACCUCCGUUCAGUUUUAUUUCCAGUGCCAUUUGCCGUGUGUCAUAACGUUUCCAGAAUAAUAAAAAAAGCAGGCUUCAUUGUGCACACGGCCACCACGUCAGUGUCAUGAAAUAUAAUCCAGUCAGAAGGUGAAGCUCUACAGUCGGUGUCCGUCAAGCCAGUAUUACAGACCUCACCACAGCCGUGAGCAUACAUGGACUUCUUUUAACUGUGUAAUUACUACAUUGUGUGGACUUUGUGAUAUGAAAUAAGUGUAUGUUUAGUUUCUGUAUGUUUUUCACUAUGCUGAAGCUAGCAGCAGAUUGCAUUGAUUAUUAUACGGUAGAAAUCAUUUUUUCCUCAGUAAAUCAUCGCAUUCGUGCUGACAGUUACUCUGGCAGUUUGUAUUUUAAAAAGAGGCAAAAGAAAAGGUCCAGGUUUUCAUUACAAAAUGUUGGGAAAAAAUAAAGAUGUGAAGAGGAA
Molecule: messenger RNA, 5128 nt
Organism: Gymnodraco acuticeps
Lineage: Eukaryota; Metazoa; Chordata; Actinopteri; Perciformes; Bathydraconidae
Gene: smarcc2
Product: SWI/SNF related, matrix associated, actin dependent regulator of chromatin, subfamily c, member 2
Exons: 26
Coding region: 16-3177 (1053 amino acids)
Biological process (GO): positive regulation of DNA-templated transcription
Cellular component (GO): SWI/SNF complex; npBAF complex; nBAF complex
Molecular function (GO): histone binding; nucleosomal DNA binding
Source: RefSeq, a predicted model, not a curated record